Molecule: messenger RNA, 1200 nt
Organism: Thyridium curvatum
Lineage: Eukaryota; Fungi; Ascomycota; Sordariomycetes; Thyridiales; Thyridiaceae
Exons: 3
Coding region: 1-1200 (399 amino acids)
Biological process (GO): proteolysis
Cellular component (GO): fungal-type vacuole
Molecular function (GO): aspartic-type endopeptidase activity
Source: RefSeq, a predicted model, not a curated record
AUGAAGGGCGCUCUCGUCACCGCAGCUGUGCUGCUGGCUUCCGCCGAGGCCGAAGUCCACAAGUUGAAGCUCAAGAAGGUGCCGCUGGCUGAGCAGCUCGAGACCGUUCCACUGAACCACCAGAUGCGAAGCCUCGGCCAGAAGUACAUGGGUAUCCGACCGGACUCGCAUGUCGAUGCUAUCUUCAAGGAUACCUCGGUCCACGUUGACGCGAACCACCCAGUCCCUGUCAGCAACUUUAUGAACGCGCAGUACUUCUCCGAGAUCACCAUCGGCACGCCUCCCCAGACCUUCAAGGUCGUUCUCGACACGGGCAGCUCCAACCUGUGGGUUCCCUCGCAGUCGUGCGGGUCUAUUGCCUGCUACCUCCAUCAGAAGUACGACUCGUCGGAGUCGUCGACGUACAAGAAGAACGGUAGCUCCUUUGAGAUCCACUACGGCUCCGGCAGCCUGGAGGGCUUCGUCUCUCAGGACACUGUCAGCAUUGGUGACCUCACGAUCAAGAACCAGGACUUCGCCGAGGCCACCAGCGAGCCUGGUCUGGCCUUCGCCUUUGGCCGAUUUGACGGCAUCCUCGGUCUCGGUUUCGACCGUAUCUCGGUCAACGGCAUCGUCCCGCCCUUCUACCAGAUGAUCAACCAGAAGCUCAUUGACGAGCCUGUCUUCUCGUUCUAUCUGGGUGAUACUAACGAUGAGGGUGACGAGUCCGAGGCCAUCUUUGGUGGCGUUAACAAGGACCACUACGAGGGCAAGAUCACCACGAUCCCCCUGCGCCGAAAGGCCUACUGGGAGGUCGACCUCGACUCGCUCAGCUUUGGCGACGAGACUGCUGAUCUGGAGAGCACUGGUGUCAUACUGGACACGGGCACUUCUCUGAUCGCCCUCCCCUCCAAUCUCGCCGAGAUGCUCAAUGCCGAGAUGGGCGCCAAGAAGGGCUACAACGGCCAGUACACUGUCGACUGCGCCAAGCGCGACAGCCUCCCCGAUGUCACCUUCAGCCUGAGCGGUUACAACUUCAGCAUCACCCCCUACGACUACAUCCUCGAGGUCUCGGGCAGCUGCAUUUCCACCUUUAUGGGCAUGGACUUCCCCGAGCCCGUAGGCCCCCUCGCUAUCCUCGGCGAUGCCUUCCUGCGCAAGUGGUACUCCAUCUACGACCUUGGCCAGGGCACUGUUGGUCUGGCUAAGGCCAAGAAAUAA